Molecule: messenger RNA, 1778 nt
Organism: Telopea speciosissima
Lineage: Eukaryota; Viridiplantae; Streptophyta; Magnoliopsida; Proteales; Proteaceae
Product: TBC1 domain family member 2A-like
Exons: 7
Coding region: 363-1556 (397 amino acids)
Source: RefSeq, a predicted model, not a curated record
AUCCUUUCAGAUUUUCUUCACCGAAAUCCUACUUUUCCAAGAGAUGUCUUUGAGGGGAAGGAAAGGUCUAUUUUUUAUUUGAAUUGCAUUCCUCAAAAGGGUCUUCGAUGGCUUUAGUAAUUGUGAGUUCCUGGUGAUCCAUUCUCCCCAUGAAUAUUCUCUCAGACCCAUUUCGAAAAACCAAUUUUUUUCUCUGUAAUUUUUCAGAUUUCGAACCUUCGGACUUGAGAAAGAAAUAGUAUCAUCAUGACUUCUGCAAUGUGGGAUUUUACCGAUCUAUAAUAAGCGGCACCUACCCAUUACAAUCUUCUCAUCCUCUUCUAUUUUGCUUCGUUUUGGUUUAUUCUCCAAAAUCUAGAGAAAUGUAUGGAACCCAUACGACAAGGGACAUCUCCCAUGAAUUUCAGCAGCAAAUGCCAUAUUGGAAACCCAGCAUCCACACCAGAAGAGCAAACAUCAUUGUCAAAUUCCAAGAUCUUUAUGGGUUUACUGUAGAAGGGAAUGUCGACGAUGUGAACGUUUUGAACGAGGUAAGAGAGAAGGUGAGACAGCAAGGCCGUGUAUGGUGGGCUUUGGAGGCAAGCAAAGGCGCAAAUUGGUAUUUGCAGCCUCAGAUUUCUUCCAAUACCGAAGGCAUUGCUGUGUCCUCCCUUAAGUUAUCGGUACUCACCAAUACAAUUGCCUUGAAGAAGCUCAUAAGGAAGGGAAUCCCACCUGUUCUACGACCUAAGGUCUGGUUUUCUGUGUCUGGUGCGGCCAAAAAACGAUCGACAGUGCCUGAAAGCUAUUACGAAGAUUUGACCAAUGCUGUUGAUGGGAAAGUCACACCUGCUACACGGCAGAUCGAUCAAGAUCUACCACGAACUUUCCCUGGUCAUCCAUGGUUAGACACUCCAGAGGGUCAUGCAGCUUUGCGACGUGUUCUUGUUGGCUAUUCUUUCCGGGAUUCUUGUGUUGGAUACUGUCAGGGUUUAAACUAUGUAGCAGCAUUGUUGUUGCUAGUGAUGAAAACCGAAGAAGAUGCAUUCUGGACGCUUGCUGUCCUUUUGGAAAAUGUCUUAGUGAAUGACUGCUACACUGAUAAUUUGUCAGGAUGCCAUGUUGAGCAAAGGGUUUUCAAAGACUUGCUAGCUAAGAAGUGCCCAAGGAUAGCUGCACAUUUGGAUGCUUUGGGUUUUGAUGUCUCCCUUGUCACCACAGAGUGGUUCCUAUGUCUCUUCUCUAAGAGCUUGCCUUCAGAGACAACCAUGCGAGUGUGGGAUGUCCUUUUCAAUGAAGGGGCAAAAGUUUUAUUUCAUGUCGCCUUGGCUAUAUUCAAGAUGAAGGAAGAAGAGUUGUUAAUGACCCAUCAAGUUGGUGAUGUAAUCAGUAUCCUUCAGAGAACAACCCAUCAUCUCUUUGAUCCUGAUGACUUGUUGACAGUGGCUUUUGAUAAGAUUGGUUCCAUGACAACCAACACUAUAACAAAGCAAAGGAAAAAGCAAGAACCAGCAGUCAUGGCAGCACUCGACCAAAGAUUAAGACGGCUAAAUUCUCUAAAGAUGGAUGACAAAUAACUGGUUUUGGUAACAAGUUGAUCACAGAAUGUGUCAUAGCCAGCACCCAGUUUAGGCCUGGUGUUCCUUCUAGAGAUAGGAUUGUUUUAUGGAAAGCUUCCAAAAGUGGGGGUAGCCUGUUUACAGAUAUGUUUUCAGGCUGUAAUAUGGGUAAAUGUAUGUACAUUUCAGUUGUGAUAAAAUAUACAAUCACACUGCAACUCAGGUCAGGGCUUUGGUGGA